AACAAACGAACGAAGAGAUGGAGCCAUCUGGCAACGAGACUGAAAGCAUCCCUGAUUACUUGGACAGAAAUAUAUUUCCGGUCUUAUUAAGCGCGAUGGAGGAGACGCUGAUCGAGGCUCAUCGCCGAGAUGCUCUGGAAGGCAAGUGCUUCUUCAACGCGUUGGACUGUCUUGCGGAGAUCCUGUGGAAUCGUAACUCGCUCUAUUCGAGUAGAUCGCGCACCUGGGUGGAUGUUUUUAGCAUACCACAGUUUAAAUUAUGGCUGCAGUCGCAUCCUAGACCAAUUUAUCCGAAAUCGUGGCUGUGGACCAAAGAGGAGGCUGCUUUACGCAUACAGAGUUACAUUCGUGGUUGGCUCGUUAGAAAAAGGGCGGAUGUUCAGGAAAUGCGUCAGUUUUGGAAGAUCAUUAGGGCGGAGAAAACUGAACUCUCUAUCCCUGAGUCCAACUACAUGUCCAAUAAAACAGACUGCCAGAAGCCAGUCUGAUUUUAUCGCUCACUUUAUUUUCCUUCCUAAGAUAUUUCUUGUCGCAAGGAAUAAUAUAUAAGACAGUUGGUUUCCAUUCUUAACAAUUAUAUACUUCAAAUACAACAAAAC
Messenger RNA from Harpegnathos saltator (Jerdon's jumping ant), 599 nucleotides. RefSeq names its product IQ domain-containing protein K. The record is from RefSeq and is a predicted model, not a curated record. The transcript has 4 exons. Bases 18 to 488 code for a protein of 156 amino acids. Gene Ontology annotation, molecular function: protein binding. Lineage: Eukaryota; Metazoa; Arthropoda; Insecta; Hymenoptera; Formicidae.